Ruditapes philippinarum (Manila clam) is the source of this 5103-nucleotide messenger RNA. Its product is annotated as centrosomal protein of 95 kDa-like. The transcript has 21 exons. The record is from RefSeq and is a predicted model, not a curated record. Gene Ontology annotation, cellular component: spindle pole; centrosome. Bases 126 to 2852 code for a protein of 908 amino acids. NCBI's taxonomy places the organism in Eukaryota, Metazoa, Mollusca, Bivalvia, Venerida, Veneridae.
GUCAAGAGUAACGCCCCUUAGCAACUCUUCAGUUGUUUAGGAAUUCUCCAAAUUAUUUAGGGAAGAAAAUCUAAAAUAUUUUAGCAAAAUCGAGAAGCUAAAAAGAAAAAAAUAUAAAAGAAGGCAUGGGUCCAAGGGCUGUAACCUUCUCAGAAGAGGAUAAAGCCAUUGUAAACAAGCUAAAUGGGCUUCUCGACCAGCUUCAUGUUCCAAGCCGUAUUAACACAGUAGCUGACAUUGGUGCUGGUGUAUUCGUCACAUUGUAUGAAGGUCUGUGUGGAGAACAACUUCCAGGUAUAAUAAGGUCUGCUAACACCAGAGAAGAUGAAAUUCAUAACUGUCAGAUAGUGAUAGACUCACUAGCAGGAGAUGUUUUACACACGUCCCUGACUCACAUCGGUGGUGCCGACGUUAUUGAUGGGAACCGAGAAGGAAUAAAUAACCUGGUUGAGAUAUUUUCCGGUCUUCUAGAGUACAUGCUAAACAAGAUUGAUAGUGACGCUUCCACUGAUAAUGAGGAAGAUGGCCAUAACCUAACAGCUGAUGACCCAGAUCUGAUCACGCGGGACCAGAUAGAUGAAAUUCUUGAGUCAGAACUGCGAAGAGAGAGACUGUUGAAUGAGGCAACUGGAAUAAAAAAUGCUGGCCCGACAGCGAGAUGGGUUGAAGAGUCUAGCCCGUCAAGGAGAAGGCGUGGAGAAGAUAGAGAUGGUCUCGAUUUAACAAUUGAAGAUUUGUCGCUAACUCCAUCAAAAGAUAAAGUGGAAUCAACAGCAGAUUUGAUCAGAGAAACGGAAGAGUUGGAGAGACGUCUCUUGGAGGAGAGAAGAAUACUCGAGGAAACUAAAAGACAGAAAGAAAGACUGCUCAGCAGUUUGUCUGAAAGAGAAUCAAGAUUAAGUGAAGAAGCUGUGAGAUUCCCAGAACCCCACAUUUCACAACCACAGGUCUCAGAUAAAGGGAGACAAUCUCCAAUUGUUACAGAUAAACCGCCAAUGAGUGAAGGUUUAGUAAGGGAACGUGAAAGUCGAGCUGAUAUAAUCCGGCGUCUUGAGAACGAUCCUCGGUACAGGUACAUGUUACCACCGACCCAUGCUGAAACACACGCCCACGAUCAGGAAACGGAUGAAACUUUCAGAAAUCUACAGAAUAUGGUAGAAGAAACAGCAGCCAUGGCACGUGAGGCCGUAGAUUGCAGUCCAUCACGUGCAAAGUCCAUGUUAGAGAAUCUGGAAGCAGUCAAUUCACAAAGAAGGGCUGUUGCUGCUUCAAAAUCUCCAUACAGAGGUCAGACAAGGUCAGGGGUCAGAGGAAGGUCAGAGGUCACUGCUAGGUCAAGGAGAGAACAACAAGAUCUUAGACAGAGAACAAACAAGCGUGCCUCACCCUCUGCCAGGAAACCUAGUCCAAAAACAGCGGAUAAACUUUCUGAUAAUGAGCUUUCUCCAAGCCGAGCCAAGAGGAAAGUGUCAUUCCUGGUGGAGAGGUCAUUGACAGAGUCUAGUCCAAGUAUUGGGAAGCCUAGCCCUGAAAAGGGAAGAACUGGUGCCAAAUCACGAAGUUCAGCAGCUGCUAGUGGGAGUUAUCUGUCCUUUGAAGAUAUUUACAGUGAUAAAGAGAACACAAGUUAUGAACACAGGCUAAAGAAGCAGAGUUUAGAGUUCAAGGUUAUGAAGAAAUUGUCUAAGCUCAGACUCAGAUCUCAGGUACCCAUGACAUUUUGGCCCGAUCUGUCUGACGAUGGUUUCCCGGAAAGGUUCCGGGUCAGCUGCUAUUACAGAAAGACAAAUUACAAAGAAACUUACCAACAGACCAAGAGAGCUCUCUAUACUGUUGGAGAUACUCAAAAAUUGUUAAGCCAGGAGAAGAAAACUGGCAAGAAAAAAAUUGGGGAGAAGGAAUAUCAGAAAAAGAUGAUAUCAGGGGUUAAAAGCAAGCCAAAAGAGGAAAAAGAAGGGCCAUCAGUGUUAAAGAAGAAAACACGAAGAGCUCAGCCCAAGGCAGUCAGUAGUAAAGUAAGGAAAGCAGCUCCUGGAACUAGCCUUGUUAAACCUCAAAAGAAAACUUUAACUAUAAAAGAUGAUGAUGAUAUAUUACCAAUGUUAUUAGAAGAGUUCCCACAUUUACACCUAUCCCUUCACACUUGGCACGAGUUAUGGCGGAAAGGUCUAACACAGAUUGAACAAGUUACCCGUGCACAUCAAGAAGUUAGGAGGAAAAAAUCUCAUGCUCAAAAUCAGCUGGAAGAGGCAGAAAAGAGACAAGAAAUCUUAGUAAAUAUCAUGAAAAAAGAGCUGGAACAUAACCAAAGACUGAAAGAGAUUAAGGAACAACAGGCCAGUGCUAUAUCUUCACGUAACAAGAUUCACGAGAGACGUAUGCAGUCGGCGAGAUCACAGCAUUAUUACGACGAGUAUCAAGUCAGAAUGAGAUCUAAAAUGUUGAAAAGAAGAACGAGAGAAGAAAUGGUAUUUAAAAAGCUGUUUAAAGAUGGUUUAGAGAUACAGAAAGAGAGAAUUUCCGAGUUGAGAAAGUAUGCCAAGGAACAGAGAGAUUCUCAGGCCAAAUCACAGAGAAACGAGAUUGAAUCCAUGGAAAACUAUUAUCGUGACCAGUUCCAGAUGUUAGCAGAGAACAUUUCCAAGGAAAAGAAGGAAUUAGAAACAAGAGAAAAAGCUCAACAUAAGGCAUUGUCAACGAUGAAGAAAGAUUUACGGAAGAAGAUGGAAGGGGAGAUCAAGUUACUGCAAGAGCAGUUAGUACGGGACGAUGAUGAUACAUACUUCCGUCAGCUUGACGCUGAUAGAGUUAUACAGGACCUCAAGAUGGCCAAAUAUCAAGUGCGGAUCUAAUAUGACUGCUGUUUUAAUAUAUGUGACAAGCUCAACAAAUUUUUGGCCCAAACGGGUUAUCUGGUCAAAAAUGAUUAACAACCAUUUUUAAGGUAGAUCGACAUCUGCUGAUUUGCUGGAAACAGAUAUUUUUGAAACACGUGAUUUUUUGUGUGCACUCGCUGACCAUUCUCCUGAGUUGACUCAGUGCAAAUUUUUAGUUUAAAUAUAAAUUUUUGUUGAAAGCAGUAAAUAUUUGGAAUAUGACAAAGGCUGUUCAAAAAGUAUCUUUUUGACUUUUACUUGUUUACUUUUAUCCUGACAAUUUUAAAGUACGUGUAGAGGUAUAUACACAAUUUUCAGGAAAAAAUACACAUGCAAAAAAUUGUAUGACUUUGCAAGCGUUUUUCCUCUCGAUGACUAAAAACACAUUUGGGCGAAAAUCGAUGAGUGCGUCACAAGUAAUAGUGUCAGAUAUAUCUCUAGCCUUGAACUUGUCAUUUAUUGUUAUAUUGUUUCAUGACUCAUUUUGUGCAAACCUUGCAUUUAGUUGGACAUUUUAGAACAGAAAAUCAUAAUUUUCAAAUAACAAGAAAUACAUUUUUAUGGAGUAUAUUUUGUUGAGGGAGCGAUUGAUCCAUAAUUGUCUCUUUAAAAAGUGCUUUAGUUGAUACAUCAGAUUUGAAGUACUCUGUGGUUUUUGAAAUUUCAGGGAUGUGGGGAUGGGGGAGUAUUUUUUUGAGUAAAUUUUAUAAAGAAAAUAUUUUGGGAAAGGGGGGUGGAAUUUUUGACUGAAAUUAUUCCUGAUACCAGUUUCCAGAGUUAAUACAUGAUGGUUUAGAAGAUUUUAUUGUGCCCCCACGUUAGUGGCGGGCAUUUAGAUUUACCCUUGUCCGUCUGUCCGUCCGUCCUUCCGUCCGUCCUUCCGUCCGUCCGUCCGUCCGUUCACUUUUGUGUCGCACGUAACUCAAAAAGUAAUUGACAUAGAGUCAUGAAACUUUACAGGAAUGUUGAUCAGCAUGUGUAGUUGUGCACCUGGGUAUUUUCGUCUGGAUAUUUUUAGUAUUUUCAGAGUUAUUGCCCUUGACUUAGUAAAAUUUUGCAAUUUUCAACUUGUGUCGCAUGUAACUCAAAAAGUAUUUGACCUAGAGUGAUGAAACUUUACAGGAAUGUUGAUCAGCAUGUGUUGUUGUGCACCUGGGUAUUUUCGUCUGGAUAUUUUUAGUAUUUUCAGAGUUAUUGCCCUUGACUUAGUAAAAUUUUGCAAUUUUCAACUAGUGUCGCAUGUUACUCAAAAAGUAUUUGACCUGGAGUCAUGAAACUUUACAGAAAUGUUGAUCAGCAUGUGUAGUUGUGCACCUGGGUAUUUUCGUCUGGAUAUUUUCAGUAUUUGUAGAGUUAUUGCCCUUGACUUAGUAAAAUUUUGCAAUUUUCAACUUGUGUCGCAUGUAACUCAAAAAGUAUUUGACCUAGAGUGAUGAAACUUUACAGGAAUGUUGAUCAGCAUGUGUUGUUGUGCACCUGGGUAUUUUGGUCUGGAUAUUUUUAGUAUUUUCAGAGUUAUUGCCCUUGACUUAGUAAAAUUUUGCAAUUUUCAACUUGUGUCGCAUGUAACUCAAAAAGUAUUUGACCUGGAGUCAUGAAACUUUACAGGAAUGUUGAUCAGCAUGUGCAGUUGUGCAUCAGAUAUUUUCGUCUGGAUUUAUUUAGUAUUUUUAGAGUUAUUGCCCUUCACUUAGAAAAUUUUUGCAAUUUUCAACUUGUGUCGCAAGUUACUCAAAAAGGAUUUGACAUAGUCAUUAAUUAAACCUUAUGGGCAGGUUGCUCAGCAUAUUUAGAUUUGCACCUUGGGUUUUGCUUGUGGAUUUAUCCAGUAUUUGUAGAGUUAUUUCCCUUGACUUAGUAAAAAGAUUGACAGAACAGUGGCGCGGUGGGGGCACCCGUGUCCUAUGGACACAUUUCUAGUUUUAACAAAUAUUUGCAAGAUUUAAAUUCCCAUGGAUAAAUAUGGGGUCAAAGAGGUUCUAUUUUUAUUUCAUGUUUGCUUUAAUAAACAUUUAUUUAAUGUCCGUAAACUCAAACUAUUGUUCUUGUCUGACAGUUGUUAAGUAUAAAAAAACAAAAACAAGAUGACAUAGAAUGCAUGUGUUAAUUGAUAAUUAUUUUUGCAUGUCAAGAGCCAUUAGAUUUUUACAAAUAUUUGAUAAUUUUAAAGGCUAGAGUUGUGUUUGGCAUGUCUUUCACCCUGUGAUAUUUUUAUUGUGUUAUUUUU